Aspergillus sclerotioniger CBS 115572 is the source of this 2277-nucleotide messenger RNA. RefSeq lists its product as uncharacterized. NCBI's taxonomy places the organism in Eukaryota, Fungi, Ascomycota, Eurotiomycetes, Eurotiales, Aspergillaceae. The record is from RefSeq and is a predicted model, not a curated record. The transcript has 9 exons. The coding region runs from base 1 to 2277 and encodes 758 amino acids.
AUGGACUUUGAGUCCUCUGGAGCUCAAGAAUGGAAGCUACCCGGAUAUGGAAAACGUGGUUCGACAUCCCCCCGAGGAAAGUUUGAGACCGGAGCUUCUCAAAACCAUGAGUCGGCUCCCAAGCAUCUUUCCCAGAACCAGCCUUUGAGACAACCAAUCCCUACUGCCCCAGCGACUAGAGGAACCAGCCCCAGCACCCCAGGUCGCUUUAGGGGCACAACAAGGCUGCUAAGAGCACGCGGGAGCUUCCGUGGUAAAAUCGGUUACUCGCACACAGCCUCUCCCCAGCCGAACCUUUUCAAGGACUCCCCUUCCAAGUCCAAAUGGAGAGGUGGAUUUGAACCUACAGAUCUUAUCAAGCUACCCGCGCCUUUUGGAACGUUCAAGAAUGAGUUUUUCGGCGUGGCAAGGUCUACCGAUUCUAUCAGAAAACCUCCGGCGCUACAAGGCCGCCACGAAGUCUUCAAAGAGAUCUGCCGGCGAACUGGGGCUUUCAUCAAGCCGCCUUUGUACACCGAUAGUGUCAUCCACCUAUGGGGCGAGUCGUCACAGGUUUUGGCAGCAAAGGACAUCAUUCAAAGCAUAAUUACAAAAUGCAAUUACUAUCACAAGAAGAAGCUGGAGUGGAGCAAGAUCAGGGCACAUAUGGUCAAUAAGGAGGUAGGGAUUGAGCUCAUGGAAAGACACGAUGCCGUCUGUCAGGCAUUACGAAAGGCACCCGAUUCCUUCUCAGUAUUCCCGGAGCAGAUGCUCUUCCUGUGGCCCAAAGAUGGUCCUUCGAUCAAUGAUUCUCUUGGUCCGGAACUCGAGGCCCUUGACUACAUACGAGCCAAGUUCAACUGCUAUGUGUUCGUUCCCAAGGAUCUGCCAGAUCACAUUUGUGCUUUAGGGCAUGAUCUGGAGACCAUGAAACAGAUCGUCCGUUGUCUUAGAACGAAGUGGACCGAGGUUGUUGCAAACUCUAAUGUGAAAGCGAAGCUCUACAUUGUCGAGCCGCCGACUGCUAUGAAGAGUAAGAUCGUCGUCAAGAAAGAUACACUCUUCGCGAAGGCGCUGCUUUGUGGAACUUCACUCAUUGGAUCCGAGGCGGAGAAGUGGCACAAUCUCGCGAAUUUGAUUGAGUCGAAGAAUGAUGCCCGAAUCCUGAGCGCGGUUGAGAGAUGUCUUAAGAGCGUGGUCGCCAUACGUGGCCAUCUGCGUAUGCGCGUCAAUCUCGGUUCGUUCGUGCUUGAUGAGUACCGCGUUCCAGCAGACGAUAAACGGGCCUAUGGCUUCGAGGAGUUUCGAGAGAUGCUAUUGCAUGAGCAGACAAAGGGGCGCCUGGUGCCAGGUCUAAAGAUUCAUAAGGACGAGCUCCUUGCGAGAUGUUAUAAGGCCAUCACACUCCUUCAGCCGUACAAUAACCCAUCUAUGUCGCUGGAGUCCCCUGAGCCUGCAUUUUCGGUGAACUUCGAGUUCAUGGGCAUCAAUAAUUCUAUGCUUCGACUGGAGGCAGAGUUUACUAGAAGUGCUGGCGCGACUGACUACGAAAUCACACAACGACGAUGGCUCAAGGCCCGUCAAGGAGGCCAAUCCAGCGACAAGCGUCCACCGCUGCAGAUAGGUGUUAUUGACUUCGAAAGGUCUGACUGGCAGCUCGAGCUAAAGUCCCUCGAGUUCUACGAAGCUUCCUCCAUUGAUGCUGCCUUGAGGGACUUUUCCCAUACCAUCAAGUUCCAACGAACGGCUAACAUGGACGAUAUUUCGGCCACACCGGAGAGGAAGGUAUUAUUUUCUGCCUCCGCGCCAGUGGCCCGAUUCAUCGAGAAAACCGCCAUUCGCUAUCAGCUCAAAGGUACAAAUUGUAUCCUGGAGAUUGCUCGCUACGAUGAAUACUGCCGCGCCAACUUGCCGGCAGCCCCGGGCGUGCUUUCAACCUACAUGGGCCCAUUUGCUCCGGUUCCUAAUACAUCUUGGGGAGCAUCGUUGUUCGACCCUCGUUGGGAUAACCUUUUGGGUGAGCACGCCAACCUGCCCAUUGGGCAGACGGUGAAGUAUCACCCAAAAACGAACACAUUCUUCCCAUCCGGGAGACCGGCGGGUGGCGGAGAGAAGUGCAAAGGGUUCUGGGGGCUUGUCCGCAAGGUGAAGCAAGUUGCGGAGCUGAUGGGCCCUGGCCGGGUGUCUGGAGGCAAGAAGCCGACGACCGGCCAGGGCUCAUCGAGCGAAUCGUCGCCGGUGAUCGGCACAACCGAUCUCGGCGGGCUGCUCAACGCAGACCUUGGGACUCUGUUCUAA